Molecule: messenger RNA, 2485 nt
Organism: Amorphotheca resinae ATCC 22711
Lineage: Eukaryota; Fungi; Ascomycota; Leotiomycetes; Helotiales; Amorphothecaceae
Exons: 4
Coding region: 94-2376 (760 amino acids)
Biological process (GO): protein modification process
Cellular component (GO): P-body
Molecular function (GO): hydrolase activity
Source: RefSeq, a predicted model, not a curated record
AAAUUAUUGUUGGCAGCGCACCUCCAGACCCAGGACAGCAAUCCCACGAAAGCGCCCAGAAAUCCCGUUUAUCUUCAGUAUUUUUCCGUCAAGAUGCAUAUUCUCGUCGUCAACGACGAUGGCCCUCCCUCGAAUCAGUCUUCCCCAUACGUUCACUCUCUCGUGAAGUCUCUACAAGAAGCAGGCCAUGUUGUAUCGGUAUGCCUUCCUCACACACAGAGGUCGUGGAUUGGAAAAGCGCAUAUGAUCGGCCAGACCGUCAAACCCACAUAUUUUCGACCCGGCACAUUAUACAAAGAUGAUGGCACUACCCACUCUCGACCGCUCUCAGCAGGCUCAGAAGAACAAGAGGAAUGGGUACUGGUAGAUGGAACACCGGCGAGCUGCGUACAAAUCGGGCUCUACCAUUACUUCCAACACCGCGGACCUGUCGACCUUGUAGUCAGCGGGCCGAAUUAUGGCAGAAAUUCUACAGCGGUCUUCAGCUUGAGCAGUGGGACGUUAGGCGGCGCUCUCGAGGCUGCGAUUUGCAAACGAAAAGCUAUAGCGCUUAGCUACGCAUUCUUCUCUCGAAAUCAUGACCCAGAAAUCAUAGCUGGCGCUUCGAAAUUGUCAGUCCGGCUCAUCGACUACCUCUACAAGAACUGGGACGACGCAGUAGAUUUAUAUUCGGUGAAUGUGCCGCUGGUAGAGGAUGUCAAUAACCGGAAGGUUAUGUGGACCAAUAUGCUACAGAACUACUGGGGGCCUGGAAGCUGCUUUCAGGAGGUCGAGGCGGAGGAGGGGAGCUCAGAGGAGGAAGAGGAGAGAAUCAGGGAGAGAGAGGGAGCGCCGCCAGCGGAUGGUACUAAUAGCCUAGCUGUUCCAAGGCAUACGCAUAAGCAUUUCAAGUGGUCACCACGUUUUGCAGACGUCUAUAAGUCUGUUGAAGAUGCGGGCCCUGGAAAUGAUGGAUGGGCGGUCAAAGAGGGAUAUACAAGUGUCACACCACUGAAAGCAAAUUUUAUGCAUGCUGCAGCGGCGACGGAGGGGGAGCUGAAGUUGCCUUCAGAUAAUAUCCCAAACAUGGAAGUGCUGUCUAUCUCUCAGAAGCCACGAAUUUACGCACUCAUAGAUUAUGAGGAUGCUUAUGUUCAACCCCUGAUAUUGGCAGCUCUGAAGUCACGUCUGCCAGAAGAUUCAUACAUCCUCAUCUCAUCCAUAUCUGAGCUGCCGGAGCCCACAGCCCCUUUCCUCCAGAUAGGAGCUUACGAAUCCCUCCCAUUUGAGCACAUCAUGUCGCAUUCCACCACGUCUCUCACAAAUGCAUACAUAAUCCGCAAGGCUCUGAUCCGGAAGCAUUACCUUACCACUACGGCCCACAACUGGGUAACCAAAAACCCCUCCUCGAUCCUUUCGACAAACAUCAAGCCUUCCUGUCAUUUCGAGGUCGAUUACGCCGAGUUCAUCGACGAUGCCCUCGUCGAAGCCUGGGAAUUGCAGGCUAGCUUCCAGAAGAAUGAGGGUAAGGAACCCGAUGAAAGGGAAUGGUGGAUCUUGAAGCCCGGGAUGAGUGAUCGAGGACAGGGAAUCCGGCUCUUCAGCACGGAGGAGGAGCUCCAGACUAUUUUUGAGGAAUGGGAAGCCGAGACGCCUGAUUCCGACGACGAGGAAGAAGAAGACAUCGGAUCGAACCUCGAUGCUGCCGUCGAGAGAAAAGCAGAGGAGGAUAACAAAGGAGGAGACUACAUCGUCACGUCCCACCUCCGCCACUUCAUCGCACAGCCAUACAUCCACCCACCGCUCCUCCUCCCCUCCAACCCGCGCAAAUUCCACAUCAGAACCUACGUCCUCGCGUCCGGCAGUCUCGAAGUGCACGUCUACAAGCCCAUGCUCGCGCUAUUCGCCUCGACUCCCUACGCCGCGCCCUGGUCCUCUGCCUCAUCGCCCAACACCCGCGAUCUCUCUGCGCACCUGACCAACACGUGUCUCCAAACGGGAUCACACGACGGCGCCGUGCACGCCUUCUGGGCGCUGCCACUCCCAGAGGAGCAGAAAACCGCCAUCUUCCAGCAGAUCUGCGACGUGACGGGCGAGAUCUUCGAGGCGGCUGCGAAGGGCAUGAUGGUGCAUUUCCAAACGCUGCCGAACGCGUUCGAGGUCUUCGGUCUGGAUUUCUUGGUCGAUGACUUGGGCACGGCGUGGUUGUUGGAGGUCAAUGCGUUUCCGGAUUUUAGGCAGACCGGCGACGACCUGAGGGGCUUGGUGGCGGGCUUGUGGGAGGGCGUGGUGGACACGGUGGUUGCAAGGUUCUUUGGCGUUGGUGUUGAGAGAGAUCAGGGGAGUCAGGAGCAGAACAUGGUUUUGGUAAGGAAGUUGGAUUUGGGAAGGAGGUAGAAUAGAGAGAAUCAGGGAUAGAUGGUUUGAAAGACAUAGAAAGCAGUAUAGACACUAUUUGGUCGAUCACUCUGUUUACAGUAGACAAAAGCAAUCAAAACAUACCUCU